Molecule: messenger RNA, 2748 nt
Organism: Glossina fuscipes
Lineage: Eukaryota; Metazoa; Arthropoda; Insecta; Diptera; Glossinidae
Gene: Cyp310a1
Product: probable cytochrome P450 310a1
Exons: 5
Coding region: 505-1968 (487 amino acids)
Molecular function (GO): monooxygenase activity; iron ion binding; heme binding
Source: RefSeq, a predicted model, not a curated record
AUUGCAGACGACGAGCGUCUAAAACAUGGGCGACACAUAAGUGCAAGUAUUUAGCAUGAGAUAGAUGCUAGACGAUUAAGACAAUGUGAGAGCUUACUUUUGUUUUGGUUUUUUUUGUUUUUUUUUUUUUUGUCAUAAUAUGAAGAUAAUGUUUCAACCGAAAUUUAAAAGGCAAAACAGUAUAAGUAGUUUCUAUGAAGAAACAAUUUUUAAGUUUGUAACUUAAUAUCACGUAAUAAAAAUAAAACCUUUCUCUCUUAAACUGUGAUUCAAGCCUUUUCGCAUGAAGAUUAAAUUUUUGUUUAAUUCCGCCUUUUUGUUUAUGCAUUUAUUUAUUUAUUUACUUUGGUUUGUUUCUCUUUUUGGUAGCGUAAUACUUUCAAGUUUUUGAUAUUUCGAUUUAUGCUAUUAUUCCUUUCGAUCAUAAUGACGUGCUCAAAUGUCGGGCAAUGUUUUAGCUUUGCUUUAAUCUAAAUUUAGUUCCAAAACAGAUUUAAACCGAAGAUGUGGUUGCUCGUGCACAUAAUUUGUUAUACGUUAAUAUUGCUUGCGGUGCAUCAUGUGUUCAGCUACUGGAAACGUAGACGUUUUCCCCAAGAGAAAACCGUUCUUUAUUUGGAUUUUUUUAAACAAAUUAUCCGUCGCGAGUUGCAAUACGUUAAAGCAAUUAAUGCCGAUUAUCGGCGUUUUCGUUCGCAACCUUUUAUUGGCAUUUAUUGUCGGCUGAAACCAUGCCUUUUAGUAAGAGAUUUAUCCCUUGCUAAUUCUAUAAUGAAAACGGCGAGCGCCCAUCAUUUCGCAAACACAAAGUGGGAUUAUUCACGUAAUUAUCGCAAAUACAAUUUAUUAGAGAAAUUAUCACCGAUAUUUUGUAAGAAUCAGCUGGAAGGUAUGUUGCCACAUAUUGAGAAAGUUGCCAACAAUUUAUUAAAUUAUCUGAAUGAUCAAUGGCGUCAAGAUGAUAAGGUCGUUGAGGUGGAUGCACAAUAUUUAAUAAGCACAUUUGUUAUAAAUGUUUUAGCAAAUUUAAUCUAUGGAUCAGAGAUUGAUCAUUUUAAACAAACUGAUAAUGUUUUUAAGCAAUAUGUCAAUGAAAAGCUUCGCAAUACAAGAGCAUAUAAUUUCUUUUUACGGCAAAAUUCGUCGAUAACCUUACGUGAAAUGCUUAAUGAAAACGUGCAACAACGUGAGCAAAGUGGCCUAAUACGUAAGGAUAUUUUGCAAAUGUUAUUAAAGUUACGUAAUGGAGACAAUAUUGAAUAUAAUGAAAAGUUCACUUGGUGUCUUAAAAAAGAUUAUGGAAUUAAAGAGAAAUUUCUUUCCCUCUCUAAACUGACACGGAUCGUUGAACACCUGUUUGACAUGGGCUAUGAAAGUAUGGCCGUCACAGCCACAUUCACUUUAUAUGAAAUUUUAAAAGAUGACGACAUACGGCAAAAGAUUAUGCAAGAGCUUGAAGCAUUUGAGUUAACAAAAACCAAUUGCAACAACAUUUGUGUAAAUUAUGAAAAUUUACAAAAACUCAAAUUUAUGGAUUUAUGUAUACAAGAGACUACACGUAAAUAUCCUUCAGUUCCAUUAAUUGAACGACAAUGUUGCAAGGAUUUUAAAUUACCCGGAACAAAACUGACUAUGCGAGAUGGCGACACUAUGAUUAUACCCUUAAUGGCUAUACAACAUGAUGAGAAAUAUUACGUUAAUCCCUUUAGCUAUAAGCCACAACGUUUUGCGGAGAAUAAAAGCGGUGAAAAGGCUGAAGUAUUUAUUGGUUUCGGUUUUGGUGCACAAAUCUGUGUGGCUCAGCAUUUAAUUAAAUUAGUAAUAAAGUUAAUAUUAGUUAAACUUUUCUUAAACUAUCAACUGGAGUCAACUGAUUCUGCAAGUUUGAAAGUAGACUAUAAGAGGCUAGCUUGCAUAAGAGCUAAGAAAGGAUUUAAAAUUAAAUUAAAAAAAUUACUGCAAAAAUAAAAUCAAAUAUUUGAAAAUUAAUUUUUCUUUUUCAGUAAUAAAUAUUUAAGAGUUAAUUUCAUUCAAAUUAAAGAUCAUUUUGUCAGAUGUCUGACACGGAAUUUCAAGUAAAUUUAUAUUCGGCUCGAACAAGUAUACAUGAGAGUUAAGAUGAUUUUGAAACAUAUUUUGGGAGCUCAUCUCCUUCAGCUCAAGUGUUUGCUUUGAAAUGUACAUUAGAAGUGAAAGCUAUGAAGCUGUUCUUUGAGGCUGAAAUUUUGUUUCGCCGAACUUAUGCCUAAUGCCCCAAUAUCUGAACGUAAGUUAUUGCCUAUAAUAUUUUGAAAUAUUAACUGUUUUACGAUUUUUUUUUUUUGCCUUUCCUGGCAAUUGAACUGUUACACUGUAGAUGCAUAAAAUGCUUCAGCUGGUCACUAUCGACCUUGUGAAUAAAACAGUUUUCACCAAAAAGGGAAAAUAUGACUCGUGUCGCCAUGAUAGGAAAAAUGAAGAUAGCAACCUAAAAUCUUGAUCGAUUGAAAAAUCAAGGUUAAAAACUGAGUGUGAUCCAUCACCGUUAUCGUAAAACGACGAAAGAAGGCAAAAGAACCAAAUUUCCAUGCUUCCAUACAUGGUUGGGCAGUCGAACUGAUGGACAGACGAACGGACGGACAUUCGAGUAUAUGUAUAUUAUAUGGAGUCUUUGCAGCUUGUUUUUACAUGUUAUGAACAUGUUGAAAAUAAAAUUGCAUAUUACACAUUACAUAAACGGGCAGAUGGACAGACAGACAGACGAGCAUG